Molecule: messenger RNA, 3320 nt
Organism: Eupeodes corollae
Lineage: Eukaryota; Metazoa; Arthropoda; Insecta; Diptera; Syrphidae
Exons: 1
Biological process (GO): DNA integration
Molecular function (GO): nucleic acid binding
Source: RefSeq, a predicted model, not a curated record
AUGGAAGAAAGUGAAAGAAAAGUCAAUGUGAUUGAAAGGUCAAAUAAAUCCAAGGCUAAGACUUUUGACUGUCGAAACUGUGGCAAGAACCAUAGCUAUCGUAGCUGUCCAGCUUAUCGACACGUGUGUAAGACAUGCAAUAGAAAUAACCACUUUGAAGCAUAUUGCACAAAAAACAAAUCUCAAGAUAAAAAUAAAAAAAUAGCAAGCACAUCAAAAAACAUACAUCUUUGCGAAGAACAAAGUGAUGAUGAUGACUUACCAUUGUUUAUUGGAUGCGUGUCUCAAAAUGAAAUUGUCGAAAAUGACAAAUUCACCGAAACCAUAAAUAUUAAUGGCAAAAGUCACAAAAUUAAACUCGAUACAGGUGCUCAAUGCAACGUUUUGCCUCAAAAAAUAGUAAAAAGCACAGAUUCUAAGAUAAUCCCAUGCACAACCAAAAAUCUUAUAUCUUUCAGCAACCACAGGCUUAAUGUACUUGGCGAAUCAAUAAUUCGUUGCACCAUCGCUAAUCGAGAGUGCAAAAUAACAUUUAAAAUCGUGGCCGAAGAAAUACAACCGAUUCUAGGUUCAAACACAUGCGAGAAGCUUGGUCUUAUAAGUCGUAUAAAUAAAAUCAAGAAAGAUGAUAACAUAUUUGAAGGAUUAGGGUGCUUAAAAGGCUAUGAAUACGACAUUGAUCUGAUAGACAAUCCUAAGUUCGAGAUAACUCCGGCUCGGCGUAUUCCAUAUAAAAUUAGAGAUGACGUGAAGAAAGAACUUGACAACAUGGUUAAAUUAGAUGUCAUAGAGCCCACGAAUGAAGCAACCAAAUCCGUGUCGCCAAUGGUCAUAGUGCGAAAUAAACAAAAACUGCGAAUUUGUAUUGAUCCAACCAUCGUCAAUCGCAACAUAAUGCGCCGCCACCACCCAAUGCAAACUAUCGAGGAAAUUGCAGCCCAAUUACGUGGGUCUAAAUAUUUUACUCUUUUGGACUGUAUGCGAGGUUUCUGGCAAGUGCGUGUAUCAGACCGCACGAAAAAAAUUUUAACUUUUGCUACUCCGUGGGGAAGGUUCAGCUGUAAAAGGCUCCCAUUUGGAAUUUGUUCAGCUCCCGAGGUGUUUCAACACAUCAUGCACACCUUAUUCGGCCAUAUACCAGAUGUAAAAGUUUCGAUGGAUGAUAUCCUCAUCCAUGCAAAAUCAAUCGAAGGCUUAAGACGUACCACAGAGAAAGUAAUCAACAUCUUAAAAGAAAAUGGGUUAAAACUAAACAAAACCAAAUGCAUAUUUGAGCAAAAAACCAUUAAAUUCUUAGGCCAUAUCAUCAGCGCACAAGGAAUGACACCAGACCCCGAAAAAACCGAUGCGAUUCAACGACUUAAAGAGCCAACAAACCGUAAAGAAUUAAUGCGCGUCUUGGGAAAAUUUACUUAUCUCAGCAAAUAUAUAAAGAACUUUUCAUCAAUCGCAAAGCCACUCCGUUCACUAUUGGAAAAGUCAACACCGUGGAUUUGGGAAACCAACCAAGCCACUGCAUUCGAAAAACUUAAAUCGAUUAUAAGCAAACCCCCUGUGCUCCGAUUGUAUGAUGUAAACGAUGAUGUAAAGCUACAAGUAGAUGCUAGUUCUACAGCACUAGGUGCUGUCCUAUUGCAAAAAGAGCAACCCGUAGCAUUUGCAUCAAAAGCACUAACUGAUUGCCAGACCCGCUAUUCACAAUUAGAAAAAGAAGCUCUCGCAAUAAAAUUUGGUUGUGAGAAAUUUCAUGAAUAUGUUUGGGGGAAAAAUAUUGUCAUUGAAUCCGACCACAAACCGUUAGAGGUAAUCUUUAGAAAGCCAAUUCAUUCUUCACCAGCACGCUUACAACGAAUUCGUCUGAGCUUACUUACUUACAAUCCAAUAGUCGUUUACAAACAGGGCCAACAUAUGCACCUAGCCGACCCGUUAAGUAGGGAUUGCAGAAACAAUAAAGAAAAAGAGCACGAAGAAAACGACUUACAGAUUCAGCUCGUACUCUCGAUUUCUGACAAAGAGCUAGAUCGUCUAAUUAAUCUCACCAAAAAUGAUGAAACUUUCAAACAACUUACACAGUAUAUCACUGACGGCUGGCCAAGCAACAUAAAUUACCUACCAAAGUGUGUUAAGCCAUAUUGGAAUUUUAGAGAAGAGCUGGCAAUAUAUGACGGAGUCAUAUUUAAAGCACAAAAAGCACUCAUACCAAUCAAAAUGAGAGAUGAAGUCCUCAAGUACAUCCAUAGUGGACACUUCAGUUACGAAAAGUGUGUUCAAAAAGCCAGGGAUGCAAUUUUCUGGCCAAACAUGAGCGCUGACAUAGCCAGCUAUAUAAAAAAAUGUCCCGCCUGUCAGGUUCAUCAACGUGACAACAAUAAAAUUGAGAUCGGAGCCACACAGAUACCAAAUUACCCAUUUGAGAUAACUGCAGCUGAUUUGUUCUAUUUCAAUGGUGAAGACUAUAUUGUGUUAACAGACAGCUACUCAGGUUACAUUAAAUUUCAAAUUUUAUCAGAGGCUACAGCCAAAAAUGUUAUUCAAUUUCUAAAAAGCGUUUUUUCUAGCAAUGGCAUCCCUCGUAUAUUAGAAACGGACAAUGGCCCACAAUUUUCAUGUCAAGAUUUCAAGACAUUCUCAACGGAUUGGAAGUUUAAACAUCAAACAAGUUCUCCAUAUCACACAAGGGGUAACGGACUAGCUGAAAGGGCAGUCCAAACAGCAAAAAAUAUUUUAAAAAAAUGCAUGUAUGAUAACACCGACCAUCACCUGGGCUUAUUAAACUUCAUGAACCUUCCAAGAGGUAAAUUAGGAAGCCCUGCCCAAAGACUCUAUGGCCGAGACAUAAGAUCACCCUUACCAACAGUCAUUUCCUCGCUUGUACCAAAAACAAAAACAGCUGACAUACCACAACUACUAAAAGAAGAACGCCAAAAACAAGCCAACUACGCAAAUAAGGGAUCUAAGGCAGACAAAGAACUGAAUCAAGGGCAAAAGAUUGUAACCAGGAUUAAUAAAAAAAAAGAAUGGAAACCAGCAGUCAUCAUCGAUAAAGUUCAUCCCAGAUCAUACAUAAUCAGUGACGAGGAAGGAAAGCUAUUCCGUCGAAGUUCCUGCAACAUAAAGCCUACGGAAGCCGAAAUACGUAAUCCUCCAACUAAUAUCGCAGACUUCCAGACGCCAGAAAGCGCAUUCCAACCAUCACCACCUAGAAACACCAAGUCAACACCGCAUCCAUCAACAACCAAUAGUCAACCAAAACCCAGUGAUCCUGAUUUACAGAAUACAGCCUCCACUGGGCUACAGUCGUCAUCAGCCUAUACAACCAG